Sphaerulina musiva SO2202 is the source of this 2137-nucleotide messenger RNA. RefSeq lists its product as uncharacterized. Gene Ontology annotation, molecular function: oxidoreductase activity. The transcript has a single exon. The record is from RefSeq and is a predicted model, not a curated record. Bases 76 to 1314 code for a protein of 412 amino acids. Lineage: Eukaryota; Fungi; Ascomycota; Dothideomycetes; Mycosphaerellales; Mycosphaerellaceae.
UCUGGAAGUACCUAGAGUCACCUGCCUCGUAGCCCGCCAUACCUUAUUCCGUACCCUCUGUUCGUGUACCUGGACAUGUCACUGAGCGCGGGACUAUGGAGAACUCUGGGAAGAGCAACUUCGGCGAGGUCAGGCAUUGCCGGAUUCUCGCACUGCAGCAGGCGGAGUGAAGAUCAGGACAAGUUGACAGCAACGGGAACAACGGCGACGAAGAAAGAAGCGAAACUGCCUACACUACCCGAGGGCCCGCAAGAGAAUGAAGAGCAAGAAAAGAGGCAGCAGGCUAGGGAGGGGGUCAAGAAGACGGCAAGAUUCGGCCUGCCAUCCCUGGUAUUCUUUGCUGUCGGUCUGCCACUUGGAUACUACUUCAGCGACUACUUGCCUCUCCGCAAAGGGAACAGCCUGUCAGACCCGAGCGAGUUUGUAAAGUACACUCUGAUCGGCAAGGAGAAUGUGUCUUCAACAUGCGCCAUCUUCCGGCUUAAGCCUUCGACGGGAACCGCAGUAGAUUUGGACGACCCAAACCUCGAGCGAGCUAUCACGAGCGUAGAGUUUAAACAACCCCAAUUGCAAAUUGCGAGGUCGUAUACCUGUCUCCCUCAGGCGGAUGGGCAGCAUGAGGACGAGCUACGAUUCUUGAUCAGAAGAGAGCAGAAAGGUGAAGUCUCGAACUUCUUGCAUCGCCUGCCUGAGGGUGCCGAGCUGGAAACUCGUGGACUCCAUCCAGAGUUCGUGCUCCCAGAGAACGUGAACAGCGUAGCAUUUCUAGUUGGAGGUACAGGCAUAGCUCCUGCAGCACAGGCGGCAGAUAUGCUGUCAAGCGAAGCAGAUGUUCACAUUCUAUGGGCGAGCAGGAGAAGGGAAGACUGUAUUGGCGGAUACAACGAUACGCAACCCGAGGGCAGAAGUGUUGGCUGGAACUUCUGGGGUGCGUCCAAGGCCGCGAAGCAUGGGGAGAAAGGUGAGGACCUACCCAAUGCCGAGAAGGGGGCUUUAGUCACUUUGCUGGAGAACCUGAAGAAGCGCUCUGCCGGGGCAGAUGGUCGUACUAGACGUCUGACAGUCGACUACUUCGUGGAUGAGGAAGGCUCAUUCAUCAGGCCUGAAGAUGUCAAGCGUAUGCUCUACCAGCUUUCUCGGUCACAGAAAGACACGGACAGUGGCCGUAACAUUCUGUUCGUGUCAGGCCCAGAGGGGUUCCUCAGGUACUGGGCAGGCGCCAAGCAGUGGUCUAAUGGCAGAGAAGUGCAAGGGCCGCUCAGAGGCGUGCUGUCCACGCUGGAUCUGUCCGGGUGGGAUGUGGUGAAGCUGUGAUGGACUUGUGAAGGCACUUCGCCACCACCUUCAGUGAUCAUCCUUUGGGAUGGCGACAGUCCUGCCGGAGCGAGUAGCCACCUAUACCAUUGUAUGGUGUCGCGUAACAGCGUUGAACGCCUCGCCCUUGCUCACCCGCCACUGUAUCCCUUGUGAUGUGCACUUCCGGACACCGGCUCGAGGUCUUCGCUUAUCCGAAAACGGCUCCGCUAGUUGAACAGUACACAGCUUUGGCACUGAUUUCUCUACAGUACCAGAGCAGACUCUGUGCCAGACCUUGGCCAACGUUGCAACAGGAUUCUCUUUGGAGUACGAAUAUCUUUUUCGAGAAUAAUGUCGACACAGACACCAAUCCUCAGUAAGGCGACACACAGCACAGUGAAGGAGCCUAGCACUAGGUAUAUGAUACGAAUCUCACUGAUAAAUGGCGCUACGGAGGUAACUCCAGGUUGUUUUAAUAAGCGGUAGAGUAGUGGCAUAAGCUCGGGUAGUUGUGGAGGCCCACCUGGGCCCAGUUACGUGCAGCCGGCAUUAUACAGAUCGGCGACAAGAGCCCGGCGCACUACGCCGACGCUCUUUACUCACCUCAACUCCCUCACCUCGGCCUGAAGAAUAUGAUAUUGCCUUCUACACGUAACUCACCCAGAUUCUUCGUUCCGGCACGAUGGCUGGUGAUAGCGGAACGGGCCCGAGCGAGAGUGUGGCAUGUACUGAAGUUACGGUCGACAAUCACAAUACUGAGGAUGGCUCUCCUACUGCCCUGAGCCAUGGACGACCCGCAUGCUUCAAGAACACCUUCCAGGAGGUGCUCUUUGUCCUCUCA